UAUAUAAACAAAAACAUGGAUAGACUACUUCCUUGUCAUUUGUCAAGUGAACCAUAACUAUAAUAAUCUCAUAAUAACGUGAAAUGGUUUUUGGUCCACCUUUCAAAUUCAAAAGACUGCUUUUAUGUUGUAUGGGAACUUCCGCCGGAAGUACUCCGACUUUUGUUUUGGAAAGCCGCUGUCCAGAGGCCGCCAUUAUUCUUCCUGGCUUGACGUUCGACACAAAGACAAUUUAAUACUUAAUAGCAUUAGAUUUUGUGGUGAACCGCGACACGGUUUGCCUAUUUGACGCAGCAGGGUGGUCUGUGGGACUAGCGACGCGUUGCGAGCACGCUAUGGAGAAACGGUCCGACACUGCUGGCGUCAGAGGGGCCCUUCCCUUGGCCUCCCUUCGCCUCAUGGCCUCUCCUCUGCAGCUGACGUACUCGUACAUCUGGCAGGUGAUACGGCAGAAGAACGUGAGGCAGUACGGGAAAGUGGAGGAGUUCGUGACCAUGGUGACGCACACCGUUCCCGAGCUCUUGAGUUUCAGACAGACUGCUCAGCUGAUCCUGGGGUUGAGAGCACGGGUAAUUUUGGAUUUGCUUCACAAAGAGGGCCCACCAGACACCAGGGCCAUUCAAACUCUCAUAAAUAAGUUGAAGGUCUCCACAUCUUCAGGGAAGGACACAGAAGUGGAGAAAUCUCAGACAAACUUCCUGGUGCUGGUCCAGAAUCUGCUUAAAAGCCCUUCUGAGCGGAAACGCUUCUUCCAGGAGGAGUUCCCCGUUCAGUACGGCACAAAGUUUGACACAGCGCUGCAGACCCUUAUUGCAGGCCUAGUGUGCAAGCUGGAGCAACUUCUGCCUGUUCCCAAUCUGUCCCAGCUUGGUGCCAUGAUCUCAACUGAGCCCACUAUCCUGGAGGCUUGUGGGGGUUUCAUCCCUGACCCUGGUGACCUGAAGCCUCUCCUUUUACACCAACAGGCCAAAGGACUCCUCGGUGUUAAAGCAACCAUUUCAUCUUCAGUUGGCGACUGUGUUCUCUCUUCACUCGCCUUCCGGCCCAAACCAGUAGAACCACCACCACCACCGCCGCCGCCGCCACCACCAGCCCCAGAAACACCAAAACAAUUAGAGGCCACUCUUAAUGAAACAAGUGCUACCUCCCUUAGUGACACUGAAGACUUGGGCGUGAUGUCGGACGACCCUGACAGCCCAGUGAUCCCCGUCGUCGCCAGACCUCAACUUAGAGGUCGUUACACCCGUAAAACGGCGGAUGCCAGUGCGACAAAGGAAAAGAGCGUCGCAGCGACAGCUCAGGCAGAGAUCUUGGCGCAGGAGAAGGCUUCUACAGAGGAACAGCCUGCCGCAACCACGCAAAGCGAAGGGGAUGACGGUGCACCACAGCAAGAGAAAGCAGAACCACAGAGGCUGCCCUUAAAAUCAAUCCCUUUCAGGGUAGUUCCAGUGCCGAUCAAAACUGCCUCUAGCCUACAGAAUGCCGGUGACGCAGGAACCAAAGACGGCCAAAAGCCCCAGACUCAGCGAGUCACAUUGCAUCAGUGGGUGUCACAGAUUGCCACUAACUCGCUGUCACUCCCAGCCCUGCCCCCUCUUCCCCUAGAUAGGCUGAGCGCUAGAGAUGACAUGAAGCCGAGCAUAAGAAGGAAAAAGCAGAUCAGGCCUCUAGCCGACAGAUUUACUUGCAACGUGUGCGAUAAGAGCUUCGCCUAUCAGUCCAAGCUGAUGGACCACGAGCGCAUUCACACGGGGGAGAAGCCUUUCGUGUGCACGGCGUGCAACAAAAGUUUCCGAACGCAGGCGUUCCUCAACAACCACCUGAAGACCCACAGCACGGCGCGCCCUUACGUCUGCGGCCAGUGUGGCAAGUGUUUCACAAAACUGCAGAGCUUGACGAAGCACAUGCUCGCCCACAGCGGCCAAAAGCCCUUCUACUGUAACAUCUGCAACAAGGGCUUCACGCAGUCCACCUACUUCAAAAGGCACAUGGAGUGCCACACCAGCCAGAUGACGUUCCCCUGCAAGCACUGCAACAAAAGCUUCCCAACAGCUUUUAAGCUCUCGAACCACGAGCGCUGGCACAUCAGAGACCGCCCUCACAUGUGCGAGCGAUGCGGGAAAAGAUUCCUCGUGCCUAGCUUGUUGAAGAGGCACAUGGGCUACCACAUCGGAGACCGCCAGUAUCUCUGCUCCCAGUGCGGGAAGACCUUCGUUUAUUUGUCUGACCUGAAGAGGCACCAGCAGGACCACGUGCCCAAAGCAAAGAUCCCAUGCCACGUGUGUCAAAAGAAGUUCUCCAGCAAGUACUGCCUGAGGGUUCAUCUACGGAUCCACACCAGAGAGAGGCCGUACAGGUGCACUCUGUGCGACAAGACCUUCACGCAGGUCGGCAAUCUGAAAGUCCACAUCAGGUUGCACACCAACGAGCGCCCCUUCAGCUGCGACGUGUGCGGGAAGACCUACAAGCUGGCGUCCCACCUGAACGUCCACAAGCGGACUCACACGUGUAAGAAGCCCUGGACGUGCGACACGUGCGGGAAGGGAUUCUCCGUGCCCGGCCUUCUGAAGAAGCACGAGCAGCUGCACACGAGGGACGCUAACCCCGACUUCUCUGGCAAGCGGAGGCACAGGGGGAAGCACAAGAAGCACGCACUCAAGAGGAAGUAUGAUGAGGAAGAGGAGGGCAGCGAUGACUAUUAAAAUCAAAGACACACUAAAUACAUGGAAAUGCUUAAAGUAGGAUUUUUCAAGCUCAUGCCGAUCAUUGAUGGAAUAAAAAAAGGCCAAUCCAGGAACUGCUGCAUAGGAAUAUGCAACCAGGUCAUUUACAAUGACCUGCUACAUUAUGGUUGAUAUGAAAUUUGAGCUAUACUUUAGAGGUCUUAUAAAACCGUAAUGUGACAAAGUGAGUUAAAACAAUAGAGCUACCCUAACAUGUCACAUUUUGAGACAAAUCAGGUAGCAGUAGAGGAUUACUUCCUUAUCCACUUUCUUUGCAAAAAAAACAAAGUUUUCGAAGUCUGAAAAAAUAUUUUUCAUGCAUCAUGUGUUUUUUUUUUAUCAUUUAGCAAAUAUGUAAGAGAUGAGUAUAAUGUGUACAAUAGAAGUAUUUCAAAGCUUUGACUGUAGAUCAUUUAUCUACUGUGUAUUAAAAUGCUGUAGUGCCAGUAGGGAGCAUUUGAACCUCUUACUGUCCUUGUGAAAACUGUAAUAAUUCAAAAACCAUAUGUUUUUUUUCCUUGUAUUUAAUGCAACUGGAACUGUUAACAUUACUCUGCUUUCCUUUUCUAGAGUGAAAUAGGCUCAUUUGUGUUUACUGCCUUUUUCCUAACCACUUUGUUACUCCUCACUCCAAUUGUGUUAAAUUAAUAUAAAAAAGUGGAUUGAGCACAACAAUUUAACAUUAUGCAAAUGUUUGUUGAGGCUGUGCAUUUCCUCCUUUACCUAUCCUAGUGUGAGCAGUCAUGUACAUAACCCACUUAGUAAUUAACCUGUAUUUGCUUUGUCUUUUGAUGUUUUUCAGAAAAAUAAAUAUUCAUGGCAAACA
Messenger RNA from Mugil cephalus (flathead mullet), 3549 nucleotides. RefSeq names its product zinc finger protein 184. The coding region runs from base 336 to 2702 and encodes 788 amino acids. NCBI's taxonomy places the organism in Eukaryota, Metazoa, Chordata, Actinopteri, Mugiliformes, Mugilidae. The transcript is spliced from 7 exons. The record is from RefSeq and is a predicted model, not a curated record.